Messenger RNA from Schistosoma mattheei, 1257 nucleotides. The record is from the annotation of a GenBank genome assembly. NCBI's taxonomy places the organism in Eukaryota, Metazoa, Platyhelminthes, Trematoda, Strigeidida, Schistosomatidae.
AUGGAAACUAAUCCGAAUCAAGUGAAACCUCGUAAACAUUUUCCUUUAAUCGAAGAAGAAAAUAAUGAUCAAAAAAUUGGGGCUUUAUUACGAGUAUAUGAUACAGUACAAACUCAAUUGAAAAUCAAUGAUAUUGUUGAAGUUUAUGGUAUAUUGGAACAUGCACGCCUUUGUGAUGCAUUACCAGAAGAUUCAUGUGAACCAGAAGAGAAAUGUAAUGAACCUCUACCUCGAAUACAUGCUCUUAUAGUUCAUUCAUUAACACAUAAUAAUCCUCUUGUUUGUAAUAAUACUUCAAUUAUAUCAAUUAGCAAGAAUGUUAAUGAUAUUCAAUUGAUUCGUAUAAAAUUAAUGCAAAUCCUUACUACAUUAUUUAAUGGUGAUCAAAUUGUAGCUGAAUAUAUACUUUUACAUCUUAUAUCAACCCGCUUAACUAUAGAUUCACAAUAUCCUAAUCAUUUACCAGCUAUGAAUGUGUAUGCCAGUCGUUCAAUUGCAACAAAAUCAUCAUCAAAUAAUAUUGAUAAGUAUUUAUUAUCUGAACUAUACAAUCGUUUGCAUAAUUUCUUACCACAAUUAGUUACACAUUUAGCUACUGUAAUCCUUACAAUAAAAUCACUUAAUGAUGGACCAUGUUUAUUCCCUAUUCGUGAUAUGAAUAAAGGUCAUUUAAAUCCUGGACGUUUACAGUUACCACAAGGGACUGAAAUACUUAUCAAUGAAUUAGAAAUGGAUUCCGGUCAAUUACAACAAAAAGGCUUAUUAAAUCUUCAAGCUUUAAGUUCUGUAGCUAUUAAUCAACGUUUAUUAUAUGAUUUUCAAUUUUACACACAAGAUUGGGAUACAAAUGUACGAGUACUAAUUCUGUCUAUUGUACCAUCGUUAAUUAAAUCUACUUUAUCAUUACCAUGGGAACCGGAAUCUUUUGACAAUAUAGAAAAUGAUGUUCAUAGCAAUAUUUCUGAAAGUGAAUUAGAUGAUAUGCGUAAAUAUUUGACAAUAUUAUCACUUAGUAAUGAAAAUUAUUCAAUGGAUUCUGAAUUACAAGAGCGAAUCAAUCAAGAUUUUGUUCAAUGGCGCAGGGAUAAGUCAACAUAUAUAGAAGCCGAUGAAUUUGCAGUCAUGUUGUGUUUACUCAGAUUUCAUUGUCUAACUUAUGGAUUGCAAUCUCCCACUCUUGAACAUUGGUUACAUAUUGUUGAAUUGGAAUCAAAACGAAAGUCAAGAAUUGCGUUGUCCAAGUUGCAAACCUCAUAG